Molecule: messenger RNA, 849 nt
Organism: Adineta ricciae
Lineage: Eukaryota; Metazoa; Rotifera; Eurotatoria; Adinetida; Adinetidae
Source: the annotation of a GenBank genome assembly
AUGGAUUCAAACUUGUCAACAAAAUUACUUCCACAUCAAGCGCUUCUGAAUACAUUUAUUAAAAGUGAAUACGCAUCAUCGGGAACUAACAAUCAACAAUAUCCAUUAACAGUUUAUCCGUUAACAUCAAUGAGUAGUGCAGGAAGUGAAUCAAGUUUAAGCUCACCAUCGCCUCCGAUGCAUAUCGACGAAAACUAUCUGGAUACAUCAACAGCAAAUGAAAAACAUUUAUUAGAUUCUUCAAAUAGCGUAAACCAUUCUCGACGUACGCGUCGUACAACACGUCGAUUGAAUGGUCAACCUUAUUCAUCAGCAAAUACAUCUCGUCGAAUGUCAUCGAAACGUCGACAACAACAACAUCAUCAACAACAACAACAACAACAACAAGCGCAUCAAACCUUGUCUCAAGACGAUGUGCAAAAUCAACGUGCGAUUGCCAAUGUACGAGAACGACAACGUACCCAAUCAUUAAAUGAUGCUUUUGCACAUCUGCGUCAUAUUAUUCCAACAUUACCCUCGGAUAAAUUAUCCAAAAUUCAAACAUUGAAAUUAGCAACAAGAUACAUCGAUUUUCUCUAUCAAAUCCUACGUUCCGAUGAAGAACAUUCUUCAUCAUCAUCUUCAAAUCUCUCGAUGACACAGCAACAACAACAUCAACAACAUCAACAUACAAUUGAUACAGGUUCAUCGCCAUCACCACCGAUCCAACAAACUGAGCGUCCAUUAAGCUAUGCAUUUAGCGUAUGGCGUAUGGAAGGUGCUUGGACUGCUAAUGAUAAUCCAAAUAACGAACAACAAACAUCGAUCGGUAAUGGACCAUUUUCUCCUGAUGAUUAUCAAGAAAACUAA